Cutaneotrichosporon oleaginosum is the source of this 834-nucleotide messenger RNA. RefSeq lists its product as uncharacterized. Gene Ontology annotation, biological process: protein complex oligomerization; [2Fe-2S] cluster assembly. Gene Ontology annotation, cellular component: mitochondrion. Gene Ontology annotation, molecular function: protein-folding chaperone binding; ATPase activator activity. The record is from RefSeq and is a predicted model, not a curated record. NCBI's taxonomy places the organism in Eukaryota, Fungi, Basidiomycota, Tremellomycetes, Trichosporonales, Trichosporonaceae.
AUGCGCGGCGUGCGACUGGGUGCGGCAACAGCCACAACGACGGCGAGACCCAGCGUUGCGCGAUUGGCGCUGCGCCUCCCCAUCGCAUCCUCGCCUCUCUCCACCACCCCGCGCUUGCGGGCCCCAACCCGGCCCUGCCCAUCAUGCGGCGCCGCCAUCCCUCUCCCCGCAUCCCCCUGCCCCUCCUGCGCGUCCCUCAUCCCCAUCCCCCCCGGAUUGUCACUACACAGUCUGCUCUCGCUCUCUGACCCGAUCCCGGCCCCCGCGUCCGCGAAGGAGGCAGUGGGCGCGCGCAACCCCGGCGAAGGGCGGCCGUUCGACAUCGCCGCGGAACUUGCUGCCCUCCCGGCCCACGGGUACGCGCUGGACCCGCGCGCGCUCCGCCUCGAAAUGCUGCGGCGGCAGGCGACGCUGCAUCCCGACCGCAAUUCGGGGGACGUCGAAAUGGCCGCGGCUCUCAGCGCACGCGUGAAUAAGGCGUAUGAGGUGUUGGCCAACCCGCAGACCCGCGCCGAGUACAUUCUUGAGCAGUUCGGGCUCGAUACGAAGGAGACGGACCAUGUUAGUGACCACGACUUGCUAUUGGAGAUUCUUGAGGCGCGGGAAGAGCUCGAGGAGGCCACAUCGGACGAGGUCGAGGAACUGCGGGAGGCUAACCAGAAAAAGGUCGAUAAUGUCGCUCGCCAGAUCACGGAGGCCCUGUCUAAAGAGCCUCCUGAGCUGCAGAGGGCCAAGGAGCUCGCCGUCGAGCUAAAGUACUGGGUCGGGUUGGAGCACGCCGCCCGCGAGCGGCUGUAGACUAGAUGUAGCCAUGCAUGAUGGGUUCAGUGUUUG